GAGAGCUCCUUGCUCUCAGACACUCCCCUCCUCCCUUUAGCACCCCUAGCUCCCACUACUCCCCCAACCCUGUGCUCCCGGGGCCAUCUAGAGCCUCCUCCGCCCCCCCUCCCCCCAUAGCCCGUUACCCAGCUGGGAUCGGUCAACCCUUCCUCCAGCCCUCAGGUCUGCUGCUCUGCCAUUCUCUCAUCGUCCCCUGCACUGCACAGCCCAGCUCCCUGGAAGGGGAGGGACGCACAAACAAGCAGACAGACAGACCCCCCCCCAAGUCUUGGGGGGAGACGAAGGCCUGGUGGCUGGGGUACGGGGGAAUUCUUGGCCUCGGCCCCGAGGGCAAGUCCGUGGGGAGGCUGCCCCCGGCGGUGAUGGCUCUCCAGGGGAAGAGGCCAGGGCUGGGAUGCACAGACCCUUCUAUCAAACUUUCCACCCGGCUGGGACAGCCCUCGAGAUCCUGCAUCCGGGUGCCUGUGACCUUUGAAGAUCUGGCUGUCAAGUUCUCUGCUGAUGAAUGGCAUCUCCUAGAGGAAUGGCAGAGGGAGUUCCACCGAGAUGUGAUGAGGGAGAACUAUGAGACACUGGUCUCUUUGGGGACAGCUCAACUGCUUCCACUCUCAGCAUUCCUAUCCCUGACAGAGCCUCAAGAGGAUACAGGGGACAGUGGCUGUUCUGAUGGGGAAUGGGAGAAGCCUGGUGAAGGAUUCCAGGGAAAAGAGCUGGAGAUCUCUGAUGCUGAUGCCUGUGCAGAUAGCACCCCGAGGGCUCAAGCCUUGGAUGAAGCACAGAGCUCAGCUGGGGCAGGUGAAGGGGGUCAGCAGCAGGGGAGCCUUCACCUCAACGCCCUAGUCCGUUUGGUGAAGGAGAUUCCAGAGUUCCUUUUUGGUGAAACCAAGGCCAUGGAUACCCCAGAGACCCCCGAGAGCAGGGAAAGUGGUUCAGAAGUGGAGAGGCUGAGCCUGGAAGCAGCCAUGAUUGUGCAUCCUAGCCCCCUCCAGGGCUUGCUCAGCUGCCUCCCAGAGAUCCCGGUGAGCAGGCCUGCCCUGGCUGUCACACCUGCCAGCAGCUCAUCCAAUAGCAGUCUACAAGGGGAUGGGGACCGAGAGCUGCGAAGCCCAGAGCUGGUACCCCAGACCCCACACCCCUAUGAACCUGCUGCCAAGACCAGCCCCUUGGACAUCAGCAGGAAUCCUAGUGGGAAAGAAGAUCCAGACACGGCAGCCAGCCGACCUAAUAUUCCUGGUUUCACUGGCACUCAGGAACAGAAGCAAGUGGGGACCCGGGGGCAAGGAAGUCCUUCUGAGAGCAGCCCUCUCCAAGGCCUCAUCAACUGCCUGAAGGAGAUUCUCGUCCAGGGACCCCAGCAGCCCCGGCCUCUUGCUACUGGACCACUUCCUCAAAGCAGCCCAGGGGAUAUGAGACUAAUGACUCCAGACCGAAGACCCAGGGGCCCAUCCUGGGCUGUGAAGACAGAAACCAUUUCAGAGAAUUCCCCUCUCCAGGGACUGCUGAACUGUCUUAAGGAAAUCCCGGAAACCCAAGCCAGGUGUACUGGCCUCCCAGGAGGAGGGCUACAGCAACGGAGAGAUGGCCCAGGGACUUGGCAAAAGGAUUCUGGAGUUAAAAUGGAAGUAACCACUGAAGAUGGUUGGGUCCAGAGCCCUCAGAGCUAUAUCCCUGAACCUCGAAUUCCUGUUUCCUGCGAGCUCAGUGCACUUACCCACGGCUCAUCCACUAGUAGCAGCAUAGAGGGUGAUGGGAAUCUUGGGGGUUGGACCCCAGUGAACCAAGCUGGCAGUGCCCAGAGCUCACCCUUGGAAGCCCUGGAAACCUAUCUGAAGGACAUCCCCCUGAACAGAUCAUUACGACCCCAGCCGCUGAGCAACUACUGGUGCCUGAGCCCCGGGCAGCUGGAGACAGUUCAGCAAAGGUCUGAUCCACGAGCCCGGAAGUGGCAUGUGGAAGCGGUGACCACAGCUUCUCUUGCUUCGCUGGGGCCGCACGGCUGUGUGAAGGAUCUCUCUGCUCGCCGUCUGGGCCAUCUUAAUACCCCCAGUAGCUUCUCCUCAGCCAGCAGCACAGAUGGGGACCUGGAUCUCAGAAGCCCAGAAGGGAGCCGGGGACGAUGGUUCAGAGAAGCAAGUCCAGUCGAGAGCUCUCCUCUCCAGGGCCUGGAGAACUGUCUCAAGGAGAUCUCCACAAACAGGCCCCACCUCAACCAGCCUGCCUCUCUGUUGGCCUCAGCUGGGGAUGGGAUGUCGAGAAGAGUAGAACCCAGGAGCUGGACUUCAGACAAGGAAGGACUGGGGAGUGAGUCGAAUGACUCUUUCUGCCCGACGCAAGGUGGGAAGGAGGUGCCCUUUGAGAGUCGGAACCUAGGCAGCCCACAGACCAGAGUCUGCAGCUCCUUUGCUCACCACCAGACUGGGGCCAAAGACAAGACAAGUGAAGCAGGGCCUUGGAAGUGCCUGGGAGAAGGGGCAACCCCCAAGCCCUCUCCACUGCGAUGUCUGGAAAACUCAUUGAGGGGGAUCUUGGCCAUGAGGCCCCUUCGCUUCACCUGUCUGGCCAGCCCCAGCCUCAGUUCCAGCUCCAGCCCCGGCUCCAGCCACAGCAGCAGCAGUGGGAGCUCAGAGGGAGAAGAUCAGAGAUUAGAGGCUGAGCUGUGGAGAGCACGGGUCAAAGCAUGUUCCCUCUUUCCCAUCCCUCGGGGGCCUGUGUCUCAGGUCAGCAGCCAUCUCAGGCCCCUCACUAGCAGUGUCAAUAACCCCACAACAAGCAAAGACCAGAGGAGGACCGAGCCUGGGGAUUGGAGAGCUCUCAAUGCAGCUCUGAAAGCAGAGGAGACUUCAGGCUGUAGCCUCAGCAUCCAUGGGAAGGAUGUGCCUGCAGAGACCUCUGGGGGGUCCUACACCCCCAGGAGCACUGAAACAGGCCCAGCUGCUGAUCCCUGUUCUGCCCCUGACCGGGAAGAAGCUCCUGAUGUACCAACCCCCUGCCCCUCUUCUGGAGGGCCUGAGGUAGCUGAAGAAGCCGACGGCCCGAAGGCUGUGCCUGGAGAACUGAGUGUGGCAAGUCCCAAGGAGGUUAAGCCAGACACACCAGGGACAAAGGCAAAGGACUUCACAGGACUUGCACUGGGAGCUGAAGUUAUCCCCCAGUCCAGCCCACCAGAAACAUCUGAAGGCAUCCAGAGCUGGGUUGGCACUUCUGCCCUGACCUCCCAGGACGCUCCGUCACCACAGAGGCCAAAUAGAGGGAACAAGCGCCUGUGUUCUCCCGGUGAGCCUGCUGCCAACUGUUCUCCAGCUCAAAUGGACAGGAGAAUCUCAAGCACUCAGAUUCAUGGUUCAGCCGAGACACCCAGCAAGACCCCACGACUAUCCUUGCCCCCAGUGACUAAUGCCCCUUCCUCCUUGCCAGUUAAUUUCCCACAGUCUUCCUGUCACUGUGGGGAUGCCCUCCGGGGGGAGCUUCACAACCUUGGAGCUGCCCUCACAGAGCAGUUGACCCGCCUCUCCUCUGCCCUGGUCACUCUGUCCCAGGACAUGUCAGCCAUGAAGAACCGUGUGAAGUUGCUGGGGAGGGACUUCCGGUCGCACCAAAGACUAGGAAGAGGGUCACGACCCUGGACUCUCUGCCGGAGGUACCAUAAGUGCUGUCAUUCUGUUCGAAGACAUCGAUCUAGACAAAAAAAGUCCACUCAGCCACAACCCCUACAACUUGGGGGGCAGCCAAAAGGUCUGGAGGUUGGUGAGACCUCAAACCUCUUACGGCGGGAGCCCCCCAGGGUGCCACAAGUGCCUCCAGACACUCCCCCGGGUAUAACACCUAUGGUACUGACCACCCCCUUUGGCCCGAAUGGUAGCUCUUCUCCCUCCUCUGUCAUCUUGUCCCCUACUUGCUCUACAUUGCUGACCAUGCACUCCCCUCAGAGACAGCUUGAGGACUACCAAAGCCCACCACCCACUCCACUUGCCAUAUCAUCCUCCCAAAUCGCCCCUCCUCCAAGCCCAGAGGAAGGAUUCAAAUCCUGGCAGGAACUGGAGCAGUGCAAGUGGAAACCAGCCAUGGACACAGGAAUGAAGGGAGCCUGGUCACAGCAGUCCCAAGAGCCAUCCAGUAGGAGGCCUGGGGAAGUGGGCACAAAAGCCCAACAUGGAGGCCCUGGCUAACUAACAGGAAGGCCCAUUAGCUAAAUCCCCUCGAGAGGCAGUUGCCCUUCUUCAGGGGUCCUGUCUGGGAGGAAGCCAUGGCUUCCUUCCAUGUCACCCUCCCUUGGCUGCACAUAGAUGGUGGGGAUCCUGCCUGUUAUUCUUAUCAGUCCUAGUCUUUCCCAGGCACCUUUGAGACAUUUUCUUCAGAGAAGAAGCUACUAUUUAGGGAUGUUUUCUUUCCCUUUUCCUUAGAUUAAGCUCCAAUGAAACCUUGAUUACAUGUUUCUUUCGACUAUUCUUCCUUUGCCCAAGAACUUCCAAAGUUAACAUAAGAGAGAGAGAAUACAUGUAUGUAUGUCACCCAAUGGCUACAUAACACCCUUAGUUUCCAGUCUCCCUUCCCCCUACCCCCUUCUACCUCAACUUUCAUAGGGUGAAUUGAGUCACUCAUCCCUCUCUGGUGAACCAGAGGGUGAGUUAUGUGCCUGGUAUAGAGGACUCUCAUACCAGGAGACUCCAUCUACCUCUUGGUAUAAUUUGUUGGCCUUGCCUUUGGCUUCAGGGGAUGAGACCAGAUUCAAACAUUAAAGUUUUAAGUUGCUAAGAGUAAAUGUGGGAAACUGAAUUAGGCCUUCUGGGGCUAGGCCAGCCCCAACAGUCUACUCCCAAAAUGGGGCACAGGAAACAUAUGCCUUGGCAGACCACUUCUUCAGAUCACAGUAGGUAAUACAGUUCUUCUGGGGGUCUAGUGAUGGGCACAGCUUGAGCUCCCUUAUGGAGGAAGUAGCUGAAUGACAGUUAGGGGCAGGGUAGCUGAUUAGAGGCCAGGCCAGCAUGGGAGGAGAAUGGGAGAGCCAGUGUUAUGGUUACAAACAUAAGAUGGAAGAGGACAGGAUUUCAGUACCUUGUCUGACAGAAACCUGGGGGUGUUAGCGUUCCGCUAGCUCAACAAGUCAGGAGUGUGAUAGGAAGGCCCGAAAUGCUCAUAUGCUCUUGGGCUACAGCAAGGAAUGUAGAACUUCCAGGAAGGAGGAGGUGAUAGUCCAUCUCCUCUGUGCUCUACUCUUCAUCAAAUAAUAUCGGGAUGAUCAUGUUUACUUUGAGAAGGUCAUUGUUAAGCUAAAGAACAGGGCCACCAGAAUGGUCAUUGUCACACAAAGAUUGGGAAUGUUUGGUGGGGAGAAGGAAAGGGUUGGGGGGGAGGGGACAGGAGAGGUGAUCAUGUGAAGAAUUAGACGUGCUCUGCUUGGCUCAGAAGGCAGAACUAGGAGCCAUGGGGAGAAGUAUCAGGAAGAACUGCUUUAGUGGGCAGUGAUAAAAUGAAGCUGGCUGCCUUGAGAGGUGCUGGGGCCCCACAAGUGGCUGUCUUCAGGCAAAGGCUGGACGGCCCCGUGCUGGACAUGUUGGAUUCUUCCUUGGGGUGUGGAUCAGACUAGAUGGCUACCGACCUCCCUUCCAGCUGGAGGUGGGAUCUGACGGAAGCGGGCGUGAAGCUGGACAGGGCUUAUAGCCUCUGCUUGUGCUCAGAACUGCCAUCCCUCCACCCCCAGGGCAGCUGAUGGCUAAAGCAACAAAUGCAGGAUGUAUUAACAAAAGGUUUGCUAUAAUGACCAUAGACUACAACGUGAAAUCUGGGCCUGAACUGAACAUGUGGAGAAUGGCUUGGCACAAGUGAUGCCUCCAGAAGGGAUGAGUGGUGCAGGUCAUAAACACACGCCAUUCCUGUCAGUCCUCAGCCCUCCACCCUGUGGGGAUUGAGAGGGUUAAGGGCACAGCUGUCACUGUGGAGAGGGGCCCUCUUGGAUUCUCUGUGGGAGAGAUGGGGGAGGACACCGAUACUGUGCCCUGUGGUAUGGUUGCAACUGGCAACUUGGUACUUUGUCAAAGGAGUCUAAGCCUCUUUGCCCCUUCCUUUGGGCUUUGUAUCUGUUGUGGGUAUUUCUACAACAAUUUCCUUGUACCCCAAACCUUCCCCCAGUCUUGGUCCUGUAUGUAGGCAAAAUAGUCCCCUUGCCUAAAAAUAUCUCCCCUGGAGCUAAUCCCAGCCUUAAAUUCUCUCUCUCUCCUUUUUUUUUUGGGCAGGGCAAUGAGGGUUAAGUAACUUACCCAGUGUCACGCAGCUAGUAAGUGUCAAGUGUCUAAAGCCAGAUUUGAACUCAGGUCCUCCUGAAUCCAGGGCCAGUGCUUUAUUCGCCGGGCCACCACGCUGCCCCCCAGCCUUAAAUUCUCAACAUAUCCCAACCCCACCUCAACAUACAUUUUAGGUUGACAUUGUCUCCA
Messenger RNA from Dromiciops gliroides (monito del monte), 6431 nucleotides. It is a transcript of the gene KRABD3, whose product is annotated as KRAB-A domain containing 1. Gene Ontology annotation, biological process: regulation of DNA-templated transcription. The transcript has 22 exons. Lineage: Eukaryota; Metazoa; Chordata; Mammalia; Microbiotheria; Microbiotheriidae. The record is from RefSeq and is a predicted model, not a curated record. The coding region runs from base 366 to 4169 and encodes 1267 amino acids.